GUCAACACCCAGAACCUAAAAGCUAGCUGUCUCCACUCUCCUCUCGUCUCUCUCACUCUCACACACAGAGAGCAAACCAGACACACAGACCGACAUUCAUUCAUAGUACCACCAGAGAGAGAAAUCACAACGUUGCUUUCAUGGAUCCGUGUCCCUUUGUUCGGGUCAUGGUCGACUCGCUAGCCCUCAAGCUUCCACACGCCACCAAGCCUGCCCGUUCCGGUGUCCACUCCUCCACCACUCCCUGCUUCUGCGAGAUGAAGAUCAAGAACUUCCCUCCCCAAACCGCCCUUCUCAGUCUCUCUACUUCUACUAACGACUCCCCUCCCGACUCCUCCACCACCUCAGCGCAUGGGUUCAACCUGGACCCGACCGCGCUGAGGCGGCUGUCGGGAAAGCCCAUCACGCUCCGUGUCUCUGUGUACACGGGGCGGAUGGGCAGCACGUGUGGAGUCACCAGCGGGAAGCUGCUGGGCCGCGUCAACCUCAGCAUUGACCUCGAUGCGGCAAAGACCAGCCCGCGGAUGAUACACAACGGGUGGAUGAAGCUCGGGAAGCACAGCGACAAGCCAUCAGCGCGGCUGCACAUGGUGGUGCGGGCUGAACCGGAUCCCCGGUUUGUUUUCCAGUUCGGUGGCGAACCGGAGUGUAGUCCGGUGAUUUUUCAGAUUCAGGGCCGGGAUAUACAGCAGCCCGUUUUCAGCUGCAAGUUCAGUGCCGACCGUAACUCCAGAUUCCGAUCUCUGCCACCAGAUUUCACCAGCAAAAAUAAUAGAGGAUGGAGGAGAACCUUUUCAGGUGAGAGAGAGAGGCCAGGAAGGGAGAGAAAGGGUUGGAUGAUAACGAUUCAUGAUCUAUCCGGCUCACCAGUGGCGGCUGCCUCCAUGAUCACACCCUUUGUACCUUCCCCGGGGUCUGACAGGGUCUCCAGGUCGAACCCGGGUGCUUGGCUUAUCCUCCGACCCCAUGGCUUCUCCGUUAACAACUGGAAGCCAUGGGGCCGUUUGGAGGCUUGGCGCGAGAGAGGCCCUGUUGAUGGCUUGGGCUACAAGUUUGAGCUUGUCACUGACAAUGGUCCUAGUAGCAGCAUUACCAUCGCGGAAGCUACAUUGAGCAUGAAAAAGGGCGGGGAGUUUUGCAUCGACAGUCGGCUAUUGAGAGAUCAAGGUUUGAAUUACUCGAGGUCUCCGGUGAAAGGAUUUGUGAUGGGAUCAAGCGUCGAAGGGGAAGGAAAGGUGAGCAAGCCUAUGGUGCAAGUAGGAGUGCAGCAUGUAACUUGUAUGGCUGAUGCUGCUCUGUUUGUAGCACUUUCUGCUGCCAUUGACCUUAGCAUGGAUGCUUGCAAACUCUUCUCACAUAAACUAAGGAAGGAGCUUUGCUAUGAUGAACAGAAUUUCUUGUCUUAGAAACUGGUUGGAUUAAUUUUUCUGUUAAGUGUGUAUUCUAUCUGCUGCUGUGACAACCGAUUAGUUUUUGCUAAUUUGAGGCAUUAUUGGUUUGAGCAGAAGAUAUGUAUAUUUUUCUCCACAUUCUUUCAUUCUGAUUAUUUUUUCUCACAAAUCUUGAAGAUUUUUCUCUCAAUAUUUUCUUCUUCCAUCUUCUAGUAGUUUUGGGGUUUGUAAACACAUUGUAUAAGGAACUUACAAAUCAUGGAACGACAAAUUCAUUCAAUUU
Fragaria vesca subsp. vesca is the source of this 1674-nucleotide messenger RNA. RefSeq lists its product as uncharacterized. The transcript is spliced from 2 exons. The record is from RefSeq and is a predicted model, not a curated record. Bases 141 to 1406 code for a protein of 421 amino acids. NCBI's taxonomy places the organism in Eukaryota, Viridiplantae, Streptophyta, Magnoliopsida, Rosales, Rosaceae.